This is a messenger RNA of Arabidopsis lyrata subsp. lyrata, 1419 nucleotides long. RefSeq names its product U4/U6 small nuclear ribonucleoprotein Prp31 homolog. Gene Ontology annotation, biological process: spliceosomal tri-snRNP complex assembly; mRNA splicing, via spliceosome. The transcript has a single exon. The record is from RefSeq and is a predicted model, not a curated record. The coding region runs from base 120 to 635 and encodes 171 amino acids. NCBI's taxonomy places the organism in Eukaryota, Viridiplantae, Streptophyta, Magnoliopsida, Brassicales, Brassicaceae. Gene Ontology annotation, cellular component: U4/U6 x U5 tri-snRNP complex; precatalytic spliceosome; U4 snRNP.
UUGAAGAUAUUACAACAAGUUUGAUUACAACAAGUUUGAUUUGUUUGACUCAUCUUUGUCAAAUCUUAAAUUUCAAUCUUAGGGUCUGUUUGUUGUAGGCAAAUCUUGAAGAUAUUGGUAUGGACAUGGCAGACUUAAAGACACUUAACUACGAUGAUCUCGAUAAUUUUUCAAAGCUACAAAAAAGUCAGAGAUAUGCUGAUAUAAUACAAAAAGUGGAAGAGGCUCUUGAGAAAGGAACUGUAUUAGAGUACAAGAAGCUAAUCGAGGAUUGUAAUCAGCUCUUAGUUGAUAUUGAGAAUGAAAUAGUCAUCGUUCACAACUUUAUCCGUGAGAAGUAUAGACUUAAGUUUCAAGAGCUUGAGUCGUUGGUUCAUCACCCAAUCGAUUAUGUUCGUGUUGUGAAAAGAAUUGGCAAUGAGAUGGACUUAACCCUUGUUGAUCUUGAAGGCCUUCUUCCAUCAGCUAUGAUCAUGGUUGUUUCAGUUACUGCUUCAACCACGAAAGGUAACCAACUGCCUAAGGAUGUUCUGCUAAAAACGAUAGAUGCUUGUAAUCGGGCUCUAGAUCUUGAUUCCGCAAGGAAGAAGGUCCUUGACUUUGUUGAUUAUGUCAUUGUGUGUGACACAUACUGACAUACAUCUAAACUUAAUGUGCUUCUAUUCAUAGCCAUCUCAUGCUUCGGAAACACCGUCCUCCUCUGCAUCUGGAUCGAAGUCUGUGGAAAACAUAAAGCCUAUCAUUCCUCAUGAUUUGCAUAUGACUUAAGUUUCUACAAAGGGUGUUGUGAUUCUCUGUUUUCACCUCUUUCUUCACGUCUCUCUCUUUGUUUCACUCUCUGUUUUGUUCUUGUUUAGAGACAAACACAAAUGAUGUAACUCUGUUUAUCUUUGUCUUUAACUUACGAGAGUUACGACCUAUUAGUUCUGUUAUACCCAAACGAGACUCGAACUCCUAUUGUUACAAAAAGUUAUACUAAGACCACUCUAGUUUUUUUUGAGGUAUUAAUCGACUUCUCAACAAUCUAAUGGUUUCCCAAUUGGUCAUAAGUAUUAUAAUUAUAUCUUCUAAACACCCAAGAAAGUAGCAGCCAUCAACUUAAUACUCUAAACUUGCUUUCUCUAUAUAGUUGCAGACCGAGCCAUCUAAAGUAGCCAGCGACCUAAGCCCGGGCGGUCACAAGAGUUUCUUGUAAACAUGGUUUUGAAGAAACUAAAAUGGUAAAGGUAAUGGUGUAAUAGAAGAUUAGGAUUUGCAAAAGAGUAAAUCUUAUGGCGGUUGAAAUAAUAUAAAACAGAAGAUUUGGUUCUCGAAAGAGCGGCAACUAAACGGAUAGGUGGCGGUUUGAAAUCUGCGGUUGGCUAUAUAUAUAUAUAUAACUUUCUCACCAAACUUGUGCAGGACCAUGUUGUACGCAUU